Molecule: messenger RNA, 372 nt
Organism: Plasmodium cynomolgi strain B
Lineage: Eukaryota; Apicomplexa; Aconoidasida; Haemosporida; Plasmodiidae
Exons: 3
Coding region: 1-372 (123 amino acids)
Molecular function (GO): peptidase activity
Source: RefSeq, a predicted model, not a curated record
AUGGUUUUCGUCCAAAUGAAUGAGAAAAGAAACAAAAACGAGUAUGUAGAAUUACCCCUCGUUGACAGCACGAGCUUCUUAAAUCAAGGAGGACAUGAAGCAGACCAUGAUGAGAAGAAAGACAACGGGGUGGAUAAAUUUAGAUACAUUUACGCAAAUGAUAUACUGGAAUAUAUUUUUUUUUCCUUGUGCUCAUCCGCCGGAUUUUCGAGCACCGAAAACUUACUUUACGCUGCUCAAGCGACAAGGCAGAACUUCUUAUCGAUAAUUGUGUUAAGAAAUUUGAUCUGUGUGCUGUUCCACAUGAGCUGUUCCGGAGUAGCUUCUUACAAUAUUGCCUCGCGAAUGAAUCAUAAAAGCAGGAACGGUUAA